CGUUUGGGUCUGAGAGUUGGCUUAGGAAGGAAGGCAGCUGCAAUAGGCGAAAAUCUGGCGUUUCGCGUUUACCCAAGUAAAAUUUGAUACUCUUUCCAUUGGAUAGCUGCACUGAAUCAGGAAGGGUAUGGAAAGUCCCCUGGUUUCUUGUCAGCUGGGUGUAAACAAAAGUAACCACGGAGUGGGGCCUAUCCUCAAUCAAGUUCCUGAAUUGUGAGAGAAGUCACCAGUGAUCCUGAGAGGCCCAAAGGUGUGUCCCCCAGAGUGGGUCUACUCUAACUAAGAAAGCGAAAGCUCACGGAGGCCUGAGAAGCCCUUUUCCCCUGUCUGGAAGCCGCUGCCCCGCGAAGCUGCUGCCCCGCAGGGUGGAAAGCCCUAGACCUCAGCUUCCCCAAACCGUUGGAGGUGCAGGGCGGUGAAGACGCAGAAGCUUCCAGGCCUGUCCACGGCGCCCCCGGCAGUAGGAGGCCCAUGGAGAAGUUUCGGUCGGUGCUAGACCUGCACCUCAAGCAUCACAGCGCGCUGGGCUACGGCCUGGUGACCCUCCUGACGGCGGGCGGGGAGCGCGUGUUCUCCGCCGCGGUGUUCCAGUGUCCCUGCAGCGCCACCUGGAACCUGCCCUACGGCCUGGUCUUCCUGCUGGUGCCCGCGCUGGCGCUCUUCCUGCUGGGCUACGUGCUGAACGCGCGCACCUGGCGCCUGCUGACCGGCUGCUGCGCGCGCGGCGCCCGCUCGAGGAGCUGCGGCGCGGCGCUGCGGGACGCCGUGGUGUGCGCGCAGCUCAGCGCUGCCGCGGUCGCGCCGCUCACCUGGGUGUCCGUGGCGCUGCUCGGGGGCGCCUUCUACGAGUGCGCCGCCACCGGGACCGGCCCCCUGGCGCGGCGCCUGUGUCGGGGCCGCGACCCCACCUGCGAGGCCCAGCUGCCGCUGGCACCUUGCGGCCUGGCCCAGGCGUCCGACGCGCAGGCCUUGCUGAAGGAGCUCAAGGCGCAGUCGCAGGUGCUGGGCUGGAUCCUGAUAGCAGUCGUCAUCAUUUUCCUUCUGAUUUUUACGUCUGUCUCCCAAUGCCUAUCUCCCGUGAGUUUCCUGCAGCUGAAAUUCUGGAAAAUCUAUUUGGAACAGGAGCAGCAGAUCCUUAAAACUCAGGCCACAGAGCAUGCAACAGAAUUGGCAAAAGAGAAUAUUAAAUGUUUCUUUGAGGGCUCACAUCCAAAGGAACACAACACCCCCACCAUUAAAGACUGGCAGCAAAUUUCAUCAGUAUACACUUUCAAUCCAAAGGAGCAGUACUACAGUAUGUUGCAUAAAUAUGUUAACAGGAAAGAGAAGAGUCAUAGUAUCAGAUCUAACGAAGGAGAUACAGUGAUUCCUGUUCUUGGCUUUGUGGAUACACCUGGCAUGAACAUUACUCCUGAGUUAUGUCCUUAUUAAUGAAUAUGGGGAAAGGUCUUUUGAGUUUUCACUUCAUUAGAAAAAAAAAGAACUUUGGUGUUGUUUAUGACUGCUCCUUUUUUGAUUUAUCAAAUUGUGGAAACAAUUGUAAAUCAAAUAAAAAAUUUAGAAC
Molecule: messenger RNA, 1564 nt
Organism: Ailuropoda melanoleuca (giant panda)
Lineage: Eukaryota; Metazoa; Chordata; Mammalia; Carnivora; Ursidae
Gene: CALHM6
Product: calcium homeostasis modulator family member 6
Cellular component (GO): plasma membrane
Molecular function (GO): monoatomic cation channel activity
Source: RefSeq, a predicted model, not a curated record